UAAGACUUGAGAAUUUUUCAGAGUUGGAUGUACCUCCGGUGUUGCCACACCCCGACAGAAGCAACGGCCUGUCUCACCUUGGCAUGAUGUGCCGAAAAAUAACCAACCAGUGUUACCACCUGAAGAGGACCACCCACCCCCACUGCCAGUGAAAACUAGGCGGAAAAAUCCUCAUCAACUUCUAAUAGAAGUGAAAGACCAGAGCUGUGAAGAACAAAAUCAUCCCUCUCUCGGUAUGGACUCGGUUGUGUGUGAGCCACCCUCGAGGAACGGAGAGCGGAAACUGGAGGAUCUCGACAACCUACUGACACAACUCUCAGAGGUCAACACAUAUGUGGUCCAACAAAUAGACAUAUCAGAGGGGCUUCAUGGCAAUAUCAUUCAGGUGUCAGCAGCAGCUUUGGAGUCUCAUUAUGACAUCCCCCGGCCACACCUCUCUCUACUGGCCUCGAUGAGAUCCACAUAUGUUCGCUCAGAUACGUUCCCCCCCACCCACUUCCUGUGCACGACACCUCUUGUGGACAACGAUUCUUUGGAUCCUAUUGUGAACAGGUUAGACGCAGAGAUGACUCCUGACUCCUUAGAGUGUGACUCGCCUUGGUCGCUGACUCAUCCCAGCACUGCCUGGUCUCAUCCAACCAUCACCAGUGAUCUGAGUCAUUCUGGCUCUCUUUUGCGGAACUUCAUAACCUCAGAGGAAAAACUUUUCCCCGACUCUCUAAACUCAUGACCAAGCUGGACAAACCAAAUUUUCACUCUCGGAAGAGUGCACACUACAGUAUUAUGUAUACAAAUGUUUUAAAUAAAUGUAAUAAACACUGUACAUUUCUAAAAUU
Homalodisca vitripennis (glassy-winged sharpshooter) is the source of this 836-nucleotide messenger RNA. RefSeq lists its product as uncharacterized. The record is from RefSeq and is a predicted model, not a curated record. NCBI's taxonomy places the organism in Eukaryota, Metazoa, Arthropoda, Insecta, Hemiptera, Cicadellidae. The transcript is spliced from 3 exons. Bases 236 to 730 code for a protein of 164 amino acids.